Melampsora larici-populina 98AG31 is the source of this 225-nucleotide messenger RNA. RefSeq lists its product as uncharacterized. Gene Ontology annotation, cellular component: mitochondrion. NCBI's taxonomy places the organism in Eukaryota, Fungi, Basidiomycota, Pucciniomycetes, Pucciniales, Melampsoraceae. Gene Ontology annotation, biological process: glycine import into mitochondrion. Gene Ontology annotation, molecular function: glycine transmembrane transporter activity. The transcript has a single exon. The record is from RefSeq and is a predicted model, not a curated record. Bases 1 to 225 code for a protein of 74 amino acids.
AUGAUUUCAGCAACAAUGGGAGCAAGUUUAGCAACUUUGAUUACCACUCCAUUUGAUUUUUUUAAAACUCAACAACAAUUAAAACCUACACUAUAUUUAAAUUUAUUUCAAUCGAUUAAAUUAAUUCUCAAUAAUGAUACUCAGAAUUGGAAAUUGUUUUUUCGUGGUUCUAGUCUUAGAUUAAUUAGAAAAGGUCUUGGUUCAGCUAUUGGUUGGUCAAUCUAG